Larimichthys crocea (large yellow croaker) is the source of this 547-nucleotide messenger RNA. It is a transcript of the gene anapc11, whose product is annotated as APC11 anaphase promoting complex subunit 11 homolog (yeast). Lineage: Eukaryota; Metazoa; Chordata; Actinopteri; Sciaenidae. Gene Ontology annotation, biological process: anaphase-promoting complex-dependent catabolic process. The transcript has 2 exons. The coding region runs from base 116 to 370 and encodes 84 amino acids. The record is from RefSeq and is a predicted model, not a curated record. Gene Ontology annotation, molecular function: ubiquitin protein ligase activity; cullin family protein binding; zinc ion binding. Gene Ontology annotation, cellular component: anaphase-promoting complex.
AGGAGGCGCUGCCUUGUAAGUUCUUGUAAGCUGCAGCAGUCAUCUGUCGACAUUAGCUCCCGUGGUUCAUGUGGAGUUGUUGUUCGUGUGUCUGCUCUCUUAGACUCGGAGGAGGAUGAAGGUGGAGAUCCGCCAGUGGAACGGAGUGGCCUCUUGGUUGUGGGUGGCCAAUGAUGAAAACUGUGGGAUCUGCAGGAUGCCGUUCAAUGGCUGCUGUCCAGACUGUAAAGUGCCUGGCGAUGACUGCCCGCUGGUCUGGGGUCAGUGCUCCCACUGUUUCCACAUGCACUGCAUCUUGAAAUGGCUGAACUCGCAGCAGGUCCAGCAGCAGUGUCCAAUGUGCCGACAGGAGUGGAAGUUUAAGGAGUGAACCUGUGGAGGCGGCGCUGCUGUACGCCUGCAGACCCUAACAGAGAGAGAGAGACGCCUGUGAAUGGACUACUUUUUUAUAUGAGCUGUAAAUAACUGUUUUUGUAUUUCUCCAUCUGAUGUAAUGCAGAGGAACCUGUUGUAUUAUGUUAUUAAAUUAAAAAGAAAAAACUACAUC